Centruroides sculpturatus (bark scorpion) is the source of this 881-nucleotide messenger RNA. Its product is annotated as general transcription factor II-I repeat domain-containing protein 2B-like. The transcript has a single exon. Bases 9 to 881 code for a protein of 290 amino acids. Gene Ontology annotation, molecular function: protein dimerization activity. The record is from RefSeq and is a predicted model, not a curated record. NCBI's taxonomy places the organism in Eukaryota, Metazoa, Arthropoda, Arachnida, Scorpiones, Buthidae.
UAAAUGCAAUGCGUCAUCGUGAAUUUCGGCAGAUGCUCUCUUUAGAUGAGGAAACGUAUAGUGUUGACCUACCAUACUACUGCAAGGUUCGCUGGCUAUCAACAGGUCAGGUUUUGAUAAAAGUUUUGUCUUUACGACGACAAAUUUUAAACUUUUAUCAAGAACAAGGAAAACAAUGUGAUCUAUCAGAUGAAGUAUUUCUCAGAAACCUUGCAUUUUUGUCUGAUAUGAUGACAAAACAAAACAAUUUAAAUAUUUGCCUGCAAGGUGAAACGAGGUAUAUUUAUGAAAUGUGGCAAAAGAUCCAAGCGUUUAGAAAAAAAUUAUCAUUUUUCAAAACAUUGCUUUGUCGAUCGGAAAUAUCUGCACAACACUUCCCGGAGCUAGCUAAAAUGUUAAAUGAGCAGAACUGUGAAAAUAAAAUAUUCGAUGAAUAUGUAGGUGUCUUGGAUUGUUUAAUAGAAGAGUAUACUAAUAGAUUUUCUGAUUUUGACGAGCACACUCCUGCUAUGAAACUGGCAUUUGAACCACAUUUAAUAGAUAUAUCCGAGGCUCCUGCAGAACUACAAAUGGAGUUAAUUGAUUUAGGGGAAGAUAGUAUCAUCAAAUCCCUUUUUAACGCUAAAAAGGAUCCCAUAGAAAUCUGGAAAAAUGCUGUUGAAUAUCCAUGCCUUCGAGAACAUGCUCGCCGUUUACUUUCCUGCUUCGGAAGUACCUACUGUUGCGAGACAACAUUUUCUCUCAUGUCAAAAAUAAAAACAAAUUUAAGAACGCAAAUUACAGAUGCACAUUUAGAGGAUCAAUUAAAGCUGUGUGUUACGAAGCUUGAUCCAAAUAUACAAUUACUGUCAAACAAAAAACAAAGCCAAAUAAGUCACUAA